AUGUCGCUUUUCCAUCGUGUCAUCGACGCCUUGAUAGGUCUCUUCAUGCUCGUCAAUUCCUGCCUCAAGCGCCGUGAACGCGAUCACCGGAAUAAAGGCACAACCCACUUCGCCACCCAAGUGUACCUCGAUGCCGAAUGCGGCUACUCGUCCUUUGGAGUAGAUCACAAAAACCUUACUCUCAAGCUCCCACCGCCCGCGCUCAUCCAUGACGGAACACUUGGCCGCUGCUCACUCGUGCCUCUGCCGUGCUCUCCGACAAGUCUUGGGCUCCCAAACGGAGCCUCCACUCCCGUGUCCCCGGAUACCUCUUGCUUCACCAUUGACCAGGACUACAUAUGCAUGGCAGGAGCCGACUUGGCCUACCUCAACAUUCUACUCUCAGCUUUCAUACUAGAGAAAGACUCUCAGGCUCUUCAUGAUCAUACGCGUCGUCGAAAACGUCGCCGCAAGCGUACCCCACCCUCUUCUUUGGGCCGAUCCUCCCGACCUAAAAAUCCCUCGCCUCUCCGGCAAGAGGCGACGCAUUACUUCCUCUCCGUCACUCGUCGCUGUUCCUCACCUCCACCUGAUCUGAAUCUCCAAGCUGAUGCGGAUACACCCACCUCUACACCUUCUUCCUCCUGCUCGACGGCGACGACGGCGCAAAUCUGUGACGCCGAUAAUACCAGCUCGGACGAAGACUUUGCUACUAUCUUGCCUUCUUUAUCUUCUGGAUCGAGCGUGUUCCGCUUCGAUGCGUCUGGGAACUUUGCCGACAUGAAUGCUCUGACGUUCGCCAGUCACUAG
Coniophora puteana RWD-64-598 SS2 is the source of this 789-nucleotide messenger RNA. RefSeq lists its product as uncharacterized. The record is from RefSeq and is a predicted model, not a curated record. The transcript has a single exon. Lineage: Eukaryota; Fungi; Basidiomycota; Agaricomycetes; Boletales; Coniophoraceae. Bases 1 to 789 code for a protein of 262 amino acids.